AUGUCUGAUGAAAUUAAAGUAGCAUUGUCAAAAUUUGUAGAACUUGAUAGACCAAAACAAGAAUGUAGUUCAUAUGAUAUAUUUGUUUUACAGCAAGCACUAUUUGACAAAGGAUAUGGAGGAUUUGAUCUUAUUGGAGCUUUACCGAUUGAAAUAUCCAUAAAAAUUUUUGAGCAACUCACAGCAAAGGAUCUAUGUGCAUGUGGUGAAGUUAGUAAAAAAUGGAGGAGUGUCACACAGGAUUCGAGUAUAUGGAAAAAGAAAUGUCUAGAGAUGUAUUAUGGAGAUGAGCGACGAUUGUACGUUAGCAAGGGAAAAUUGCUGGAGAAAUAUGGUUGGGGAAAAGUUUAUCAACAGUUAUAUAGAAUUGAAAAUAAUUUGAGGAAUGGACGUGCCAAAUCAUUUAGAUUGUUAAAGGGACACAGAGAACGUAUCAACGAUGCUAAAUUAAAAGAAAAUAUUUUGGUUACAGGGUCAGCUGAUAGAACCGUUAGAAUUUGGAAUGUUGAGGCAGGUGAAUGUGUUAAUGCUUUGUCAGGAAAUUCAUUUAGUUCGGUUGAUUUCUUGCUAGAUGAGAAAAUCUUGGCAGCUUCUACAUUCUUCAGCAGAUCCUCAUUCGUAUGGAAUAUGGAGACAGGGGAAUUAUUAAGGGAAUUAAGAGGACAUGUUACAGCGGUUAGGUGUAUAAGUAUAUCAAAAAAUUAUGUUGCAUCUUGUGCAUUUGAUGGUAGUUUAAUAUAUCCUAAAUCGCAAGAUACAAUUGAUAUAGACAAAGAAAUUGUUAGAACACUAAACAUUGAUGAUCAUCAAGUAAUAAUUGGUUAUUUAAGCGGUAAAAUUGGUAUUUUGGGAUUUGACGAUUACAAUUACGACCAUUAA
Entrophospora candida is the source of this 879-nucleotide messenger RNA. Lineage: Eukaryota; Fungi; Glomeromycota; Glomeromycetes; Entrophosporales; Entrophosporaceae. The record is from the annotation of a GenBank genome assembly.